Molecule: messenger RNA, 3615 nt
Organism: Lodderomyces jiufengensis
Lineage: Eukaryota; Fungi; Ascomycota; Pichiomycetes; Serinales; Debaryomycetaceae
Exons: 1
Coding region: 1-3615 (1204 amino acids)
Source: RefSeq, a predicted model, not a curated record
AUGGUUUUAUAUAAACGUAAACAAGUACCAUUUAUACCACCACCUCAAACUCCAACUGAUUUAUCACAAGAAGUAUGGGUUAUACCAAAUACAAAAGAAUGGUUUUUAAGUUAUGAAGAAUUUUUAUUAAGAUUAGAUUUUUAUAAUAAAAGAAAAUUUGUUUGUGAAAUUACUGGAAAUUCAUGUUUAACAUAUUUUGAAGCAUUAACUUCUGAAUUAAAUGAAAAAAAAGAAUUGGAUAAAAAUUUCCCAGAAAAUUUAAGAGAACAUAUAUUAAGAUAUUUACAAUUUAAUAGAAUUUCAAGAUUAGAUCAAUUAGUUGAUAAAGUUUAUCAAAUUUUUAAAAAUGAUUAUUUUCCUGGUGAAAUGGUAUUUCUAAAAGGUUUAGAUCCAAAUAAUUUAUCAACAAAAUCAAGAGGGGUUAUAAGAGAAAAAGUUCAAUAUGGAGCAGAUAAAUCAACAAAAUAUUUAGUUAUACGAUCUCAUGAUAAACAACAAGCUAUUGUUACUGGUAAUAAUAUAUCAAGAGAUCGAAAUCAUUUUACAAAAUGGUUAAUUAAAACAUUUAUUAAAUUAACAAUGUCAAGAUCUCAUAAAGUUGGAGCUCCAUGGGUUGUUAAAUCACAAUAUGCAAAACAAUAUAAUAUUCCAUCAACUUAUCCAGAAGAUUUACGUCAAUAUAUUGAUUCAACUCCAAAUGGUGAACCUACAUAUAUUAUCCCCAAAAAGAGAAAAGCAGAACCCAAAGAUUUAAAUGAUGAAAAUUCAACAAAACAAAAACAAUCAAAAGAACCAGCAGAAAAGAAAAGAAAAAUUGCAAAAGAUGAUCAACAAAAGAAAAAUUCAACACCUACAACAAAUGAACCAAUUAUCCCAUUUAGAAAGAAAUUUCCAAAUCAUCAUUUACCUGAAAAUAUUGUUCGUGAAAUCGAAAUAGAAGAAGCAAAAGGUAAUUCCGCAUCAUCAAUAGCAUUUCAACAACCCACAAAGAAAACAAUUGUUGAAGAUUUGGAUAUAAGAUUUGAUAUACAACAUGGCAAACCAUCACCAAAAAUAUUGAAAAUUAAAAAGAAAUCGGAAAAUGAAUUGAUACCCUUAAGAGCAAUGUCAGAAGCUUUACAAGUUUGGGUUUUUAUGAAUGUUUAUCAUAAUGUUUUGAAUAUCGAUACUUUUACAUUUGACGAUUUUAUUUCUGCAUUAAAUUAUAAUUCAAUUGAAAUUGGUUCAACAAUGAUUGAUGAAAUUUUUUGUUCAUUGUUGUGUAAAAUUAUAUCAAAUGAAAUUCCAAAUAGUAAAGAGUCAAAAGCCGCAAAAGAAAAUGAAUCAAUAUUUGGAUUGAAUAUUACUUUACCAGAAGCAAUUGAAGAUGAUGAAGAAGAAGAAGAAAUAGACGAUAGUGAUGACGAAGAGGAAGAAAAUGGAAAAGUAAAGGAAGAAAAAACUACAAAAGAUGUGAAAGAAGAAGAAGAUAGAGGUUCUGAUUCAGAUGUAGAACAUAAGCCUUUGAAAAUUGAAGAUGAUGAAAAAGAGGAUAAAAAAUUAGAAGCAGAAGAUUCAGAUGCAAUGGAUGUUGAAUCAAAAGUAUUUGAUCAUUCAGCUUACGAAUAUUUAAAUUUUAAAGAUAUAUCAUGGCAUGAUAGAUUAAGAAGAAGAAAUUUUAAAGAUGGGAAUUGGCAAAUUGUUUUGAUAGGUGUAUUAUCAUUAGUUGAAUCAGUGCCUAAAUAUUUUCAUUUAGUAGUUGAUAUUUUCAAAAAAUUAGCACCAAAAAGUAUGCCAUUGAAUUUGACAAACUUACAAAAUAAUUUUGAAGAUUUAGAUAUAAAUUUGAAAAUACAAAUUUUGGGUAUAUUAACUGAAUUAUUGAUUACUAGUCCUUUGGUUAGAAAUUAUAUUGAAGAAAGUUUAGAACAACAAACAGCAUUGAGAAGAACAAGAUUAGAUAAUAUUAAAGAAUAUAGAGCUGAUUUAGAAUCAGCAACUGCAGCUCAAAAAUAUAUCGAUGAACAUAUACCACAAGAAGAAGAGCAACCACAAGAAGAACCAAACAAACAAGAGGAUCAAAAGAAACCACCACCACCAUCGAACAAACUUGGAAUUGAUUUGAAAAGGAUAGAUCCAUCACCCAAAGAAAUCGAGGCUAGUAGAAAUGAUCCAGAAUUAAAGAAACAACUAGCUAUCAGAAAAGAAUCAAUACUAAAGAUCUUUGAAUUCAAGAAGAGUAAAAAAUUUAUUGAACAGAAAUUAAAUGAAUUAGAUUGUCAAAGAGUUAAAUUAUUAGGCAAAGAUAGGGUAUAUAAUCGUUAUUGGUGGUUUGAAAAUAAUGGUUUACCAACUUUACAUAGUGGUUCAAAUGAAGAUGAAGAUGAUGAGGAUGAGGAUGAAAAAGAUAAAAGUGGGAAAAAUGAUGAAGUAGAAGAAGUUGUAGAAGAUGAAGAUGAAGAUGACGAUGAUGUAAGAGAUGAAACGUAUUUAAUGGGUAGAUUAUGGGUUCAAGGUCCAACUGAUACAGAUAUGAUUUCAAAUUUCAAAACAGAAAUUGAAGAAAUCAAAUCGUUGUUGGCUGAGUUGCCAGAUGAAUUUGAAGAAGAUACUGAUUACGAAGAAGCUGGAGAGGAACAAAUAACACCAGCACCGACACAACAAACACAAGAAGGAGAAGAGGAAUCCAUAAACAACACUACAGCAUCAACUCCUACUACAGCACCAACAACAAAAAAGAAAUCAAUAAAAAUGAAUUUUGAAAAAAUUCCCGAUAUUUACAAAACAAAAUUAUUAGAAAACUAUAACAUUAGAGUAACAAACACAGAUAUAUAUUUAAAUAAAGAAAAUGAAAUGUUAAUAAAUGAUGAAGGAACAUUACAAUUACCAUUAUCAAAAUUAAACAAUUUACAAAGAAAAUUCAUUGAAGAAAUAAAUUGUCCCAUAUUAAAUAGUUCAACUUGGAAAUAUUAUGAUAAUUCUCAAGAUUUAAAUAAAUUAAUAUCAUGGUUAAAUCCAUGGGGUAGAAGAGAAUCGUCACUCAAAAAAGAGUUGAUCACGGUAAAAGAAGCAAUGUUCGCAAGCAUGAAAGCAAGACAAAAAGCAAUGAAUAUAAAAAAUUUUAGAACAUCAAAGGAAAAUGAUAUAAUUGAAGAUAUUAAAUCAAUAAAAAAGAGAAUCACUGAACUUGUUAAAAUUGAAAAUAAUGAAAAUGGAGAGGAUAUAAAAAUUGAUGAACCAGAAUCAGAAAGUGUUGAAAUUAAACAAGAAAGUCCAACAAUAAAAGAUGUAGAAGAAAAUGAUACAGAUGAUUCAUUAUCACGAGUAUCAUCAAACAAUAUUAUCAAAAGAGGUCCAAGAAAAUCAAGAUCAACUCAACCACAACCACUGAAAAAAAAAUUUAAUUCAGUUAAAGAUUUAAUUGAACAUGGUUCAAUUCAACAACUUAAUGAUAAAAUUUCAAAAUUACAAAAACAAAUAAUACAAUUGAAUUCAGAAAAUGAAAUUAAUAGAAUUUUGGAAUGGGUCAAUUCAUCUGCUUUAGAUAAAUUUGGUAAAUCAUUAUAUGAAGGUGGUGAUAAAAAUAGUAAAACCUCAAGAUCUAUAACUUCAACAAAUACUAAGAAAGAAAAAUAA